Colletotrichum costaricense is the source of this 270-nucleotide messenger RNA. Its product is annotated as beta-ketoacyl synthase. Lineage: Eukaryota; Fungi; Ascomycota; Sordariomycetes; Glomerellales; Glomerellaceae. The record is from RefSeq and is a predicted model, not a curated record. The transcript is spliced from 2 exons. Gene Ontology annotation, molecular function: acyltransferase activity. The coding region runs from base 1 to 270 and encodes 89 amino acids.
AUGAAUGACACUAAGUACCGCCCCGGGGCACGGCAGGCAACCGGACCGGCCGAGUGGAUACACUCCACUUUUGGCCAGGCGGCCGACGACCACCGCGAUACUGACAUCAACGAGGGCGUCGACGUCUACUACUUUAUGCCGGCACCGCAUCACGCCUUUGUCCCGGGACGGUUUGACCGCCACUUUGGCUGGGGCACGCUCUCGUAUAGCAUCGACUCGGCCUGCGCCUCCAGCCCGUCGGCGGUGCUGCUGGUCUGUUCGGCCCUCUAA